ACACUGGGAUUCUUUUCUCUUUUUAUUUGUUUCUCUUGUUUAUUUCCGUCUUUUCUUUCCUUCUUUCGUUCAUUGGCCCUAAAAAGAAAACAAUGCAACUAAUGAAUGUAACUAACGGCAGCGGAGCGGACGGACUCACGCCCUGGAACUUUACCGCCUCAUUGAGUAACGUGUCAAGUGAUGGUAACCUCAGCUGUGACGGAGGCAGCAGCAAUGGCUCAUGUACAGUUGCCGAGGAGACCGGGAGUCCUUACAAGACGGUGGAGAUGGUCUUCAUCGCCUUGGUUACAGGAUCCCUCAGCUUUGUCACUGUGGUGGGUAACAUCCUGGUCAUGCUGUCAAUCAAAGUGAACCGACACCUGCAGACAGUCAACAACUAUUUCCUGUUUAGCUUGGCAUGCGCAGACCUUAUCAUUGGGGUGUUCUCCAUGAAUUUAUAUACGGUAUAUAUAAUAAAGGGCUACUGGCCACUGGGCCCUGUGGUAUGUGACCUUUGGUUGGCUCUGGACUACGUUGUCAGCAACGCCUCCGUCAUGAACCUGCUGAUUAUCAGCUUCGACCGUUAUUUUUGUGUGACCAAACCACUGACAUACCCCACACGCCGCACGACCAAGAUGGCUGGCCUGAUGAUCGCCUCAGCCUGGAUCCUCUCUUUCAUCCUGUGGGCUCCCGCCAUCCUGUUCUGGCAGUUCAUUGUUGGGGAACGUACUGUGGAGCCAGGAGAGUGUUACAUUCAGUUCCUCUCCAACCCAGCAGUCACAUUUGGCACGGCAAUCGCUGCCUUUUAUCUUCCUGUUGUCAUCAUGACAGUGCUGUAUGUUCACAUCUCGCUGGCCAGCCGCAGCCGCGUGUCCAAGCAGAAGCCUGAGGCCAAGAAAGAGAAAAAAGGCUUGAAGUCUGCUGGGCUGUUGAAGAGCCACAUCCUGAAGCAGAACAACAACAAUCAGUCUCCUCCCAAGACCAGCGUGGACACCUGCAGCACGGCUGAAACCAUGAAGAACGGAAAGCUGGAUGAGUCCAUGGUCUCCACUAAAGCUGACUCCAGCAUGCAGCCGGAGGAGAAGGAGAGCUCCAAUGACUCCAGUACGGCCAGCAUUGCACCCAAAGAGCCCAAAGAGAGAGCCAACAGCGAGGCCACGUCUGAGAAAGGCCUGGCCCCGGCUCCGGCCCCUGUGGCCAAACUUAACCCAACCUCCAAAUGGUCCAAGAUCAAGAUUGUUACCAAGCAGACAGGAGACGAGUGCAUCACCGCUAUAGAGAUUGUUCCGCCUGCAAGUGGCAGCGAAGGCCGCUCCAUCCCCAUAAACCGGCCACGCACUGUGGCACGGAAAUUUGCCAGCAUCGCCCGCAGCCAGGUGAAAAGGAAAAGGCAGAUGGCAGCACGAGAGAAAAAGGUGACCAAGACCAUCUUUGCCAUCCUCUUGGCCUUCAUAAUCACAUGGACACCGUAUAAUGUGAUGGUCCUGAUCAGCACAUUCUGCCAAUCCUGUGUGCCGGACACAGUUUGGGCCAUCGGCUACUGGCUCUGCUAUGUCAACAGCACCAUAAACCCAGCCUGCUAUGCGCUCUGCAAUGCCACCUUCAAAAAGACCUUCAAGAACCUUCUCAUGUGCCAGUACAAGAACAUUGGGACCAGGUGAGCUUCAGCGGAUCCAACAAAGGCCCAAAGAAAGCUUGGGCUGUCCCAGAUCCUUAGGUGGUUUCCAGCCCAAUGAUUCUGAUGCACUGGAAUGUAUCAUGCAGUACCUUGUGAGGCUUCAUACCCCAGUGAUGCUCAGUGCAUUGUGCAGUGUCAUUACCAAAACUGUAUGAUAUCGUAAAAGAAGAAAAGUCCACAAUCCUCAGAGUACACUUAUGGUAAUAUGAACAUCAGAUAUUGGAUCUGUCUGCAAAGUUGUUCUGCUGCUGAUAAACGGACCUGUAUGUGAUGCUGUUCCGCUUAUAUGCACUGGCAAGCCAAUCGGCAGAUCUUAUGAUUUGCACUAGCUAAGCGACGGAAGCCAAUAAAAGCUCAUUAUCUUCAUUGGUGCGGAUAAUCCAAACAAGCACAAUGAAAGAAGGCCAAGUUGUUGUUGUUGUUGUUGCUGUUUUCAAACUGGUAUGCAGACAAAUAGAACAAUUGAUAUAAUAUUGCUAAUAUUAUUUUCCUUGUAUUCCACAUCAACAAACAUCUCGGUUCAGCAUACAGAGCAAUUAUUAUCCCACCAACAACACAAAGACAUUGCCAUUGAAUUAUUAAUGUGAAUCCCAAUGACAAUAGCCAAGCUCAGUCACUAGACUAAGUGGGAUUUGGCUGAUUCUAUGCUCCACAUUUCUAUAAAUGUACACACUCUCCAAAGUCAGGAUGGAAUGUAGAGCAUGUGCCCAAAUUUUAAUGAAGGUCCCAUGUUUGAUGAUCCUGAACCCCAUCAGUGUUGUGAGUUUCCCAACCAAUCCCAUUCAUGUUAAGGACAAAAGCUGAGCUGCUAUCAGCUAUCUCCUGGUAGACAACUGUAUGGUAUACGAUGUUUACAUUGAGGGUGAAAAAAAUGAGGCAAUGUCCUCCUAGCUCUCCUUUUGCUUUCAGUGUUUCUUACCUGAUGCAGAUGAAUCAGUCCCAUAAUGAACAGGGCACCUCUGUAGAAAGUCAUAAAAACUGCAACUAGGUUCAAAUCUUUAGUUCUUAAAGUGUAAAUAUUAUAUAAACAUGCUGAAUAUAUGCUCAUGAAAAGUCCACUUUCCUUCUAGCUCUUCAUAUGUGGAUGUUUGUACUUCUCUUGUAUUUAAUUGGUGAGUUAAACGUGAUUUUACAAACUAAGUAUGAAACAUAUUGCUGUCUGUAAGCAAAUGUAUUUAACAGAAAUUUUAAUUUGUGAUGAAAUUAGGAGACUUGGGGGAAAUAGAGAAGGCGUUGUAUAUUUGUUAAAAUUCUUUAUGGCUCAUUGUGAGACACAGUGGGCACAUAGUAGUGCCUAUGAUGUUGGAAAAAUGGGAAAGCUUUGUCUUUUCCCCUCAUUUAAAACCAUUUUUGACUUGGAAAUGAUCAUAUUUUUCAGCUCAUGGCGCAAUGUAAGUUUAAUGGUCUCCGAAUUUUCAUUUCAGCAUUGAACCAAAGAAUCUGUGGCAUGCUCUAGAGCAGUAGACCAUUGUAAAUACGAUUCCGUUAGAAUUUAUAGUGUUAGUUUUUGUCUGUACUUCAUUAAAACCAUAUUUUUUUUUGAGGAUUUCAGUUUAAGCUGAUGUGUACAUGCAUCAGUUUAAUUUAAGUUCUCUACCUCAUAGACCAAUUGGUUCAAUAUAUCCCAGUUUCAAUGCUCCCAGUUUCUGGGCACUGAAGAUACACAGUAGAACUCAACUCUCAUGCAGUGCAGAAAGAAGGUCAAAAAAACAGGUUUCCAUUUUUCCAACCUCAUGUGGACCUGCAUUCUCCUGAGAUAGUUAUAAUUAUACAGAUUCUGACCUUUGCCAUGAAAAGGGGCCAUCCCCUGAUGUAUGAUAUUGUAUGUUUAGCGAAUGUUUACUAAUGAUAAACGAUGCCUGGAAAAAAACAAUGGGUUCAUUAAAUUUAGUCUCUGCUUUAGUGGUACAUGUUCCAAAUAUAUGAGAUUGGGUCUGAGGUGUGACUUUGCUGCAGGCCCACUCUACCUGUGGGGAAUGGUACUCAUACUUGGUCAUUAUGGGCUAUCAA
Messenger RNA from Colossoma macropomum (tambaqui), 3667 nucleotides. It is a transcript of the gene chrm4a, whose product is annotated as cholinergic receptor, muscarinic 4a. The coding region runs from base 93 to 1640 and encodes 515 amino acids. The record is from RefSeq and is a predicted model, not a curated record. Gene Ontology annotation, cellular component: plasma membrane. Gene Ontology annotation, molecular function: G protein-coupled acetylcholine receptor activity. Gene Ontology annotation, biological process: regulation of locomotion; adenylate cyclase-activating adrenergic receptor signaling pathway. NCBI's taxonomy places the organism in Eukaryota, Metazoa, Chordata, Actinopteri, Characiformes, Serrasalmidae. The transcript is spliced from 2 exons.